Molecule: messenger RNA, 512 nt
Organism: Temnothorax curvispinosus
Lineage: Eukaryota; Metazoa; Arthropoda; Insecta; Hymenoptera; Formicidae
Product: pecanex-like protein 1
Exons: 2
Coding region: 35-385 (116 amino acids)
Biological process (GO): endoplasmic reticulum organization
Cellular component (GO): endoplasmic reticulum
Source: RefSeq, a predicted model, not a curated record
GAAGAAAGACGUAAAGGUCAAGGUGGGCGAGCAAAUGUCAGAUACUGAGCUGGUGGAUCCUUUGCCGGAGAAGUUACGCUCGACAGUGAACGCCAGACUGAAGAACGAUCUAAUCGUGUGCGCGGUGAUCGGCACCCUGUCUUUUGGAAUUCAUCGUACGACGGUGUUCACCGCUCUGCAACCGGAGCUCAAUCCGGUACUGUGGAGUAAACUCUUAUGUUUCAUCGUUUUCCUAGAAAUGAAGGACAGAAAGCUAGAUGGAUUAACAGUAUCAGGAAUAUUAAUGGAUCUACUUGGGAGCCUAAGGAUCCAUUGUUUGUGUGCUCUGAGCAUUUUGACAGGUUUUCUUGGGAGCGUGUUAGAGAAGAUGGUAAGAGGAAACUGAAAAUCGGAGCAAUUCCUUCAGUUUUUAACGAUAGUCUCCCAUCGAAGCUAUUUAAUGAACAUACAUAUUCAAUGCCAUUACCUGUUAGCGCAAACUUAAAGGGUCAAAUAUCAGGGAAAGUUAAAAU